UGGAGUUUCGGUGAGAAACGGGAAGACGGAACGCUCCCCGGAGUGGGCAGAGCAGGGCACAGCCCGAGAGUUCGUGGCACUGGGCGUCCAGAGGCUGACGCGGGGGAGACCCCAGCGAAGAUGCUCGGUGUCCCCGGGCAGUCGUGUGUGAAAUCCCACGGCGGCUUUCCCGACCCCUCGGAAGACCAGAAGUAUUUGAAAUCUAUCUCUUUCUUGGGGCCGGCAAAACUUUAAAGGCAGCUAAAGCGGAGAUUCUGUUUGUGUAAAGGUGACCAGACGUGAUUCCUGUGACACUUGUCUGGGAGGAACCAUUUCUGCCACCGCUAUGGCUUUGCGAGAUAAGUGUUCCGACAGAAUGGAGCCAGGGUCCAAGGCUUGAACAAAGCCGAGAGCCGCUCUGCGUCAGCGUGCUGGACCUGAGUGGACUCUCGGUGACAUCUUGAAAGACAUUUAGGGGUAUCCAGAUAUUUAAGAUGUGAUACAAUACAGCUGACUAUUCCCUUCUAAAAUUACAUAUUUUGCUAUUCCACAAUUCUUCAAAUUUAUAAUUUCGUUUUAUUUAAAGAUUGAUCAAGUGGUCUCAUUCAAAUAAACCACUUUUCACAGGUUCAAAAAUCACAAAUGUCUUCAAAUGAUGGAAGAUCCAGGAAUCGGGACAGGCACUACGAUGAGGUUCCAGGCGAAUUGCCCUAUCAAGAUGGCACCAUAAGAAGUCUCCAGACUCUUCACGACAGUGAGCUGGCCCUGAGCUCUGAUCCUUUACCACCACCCCCUCUCCCAUUACAGCCACCAUUCGGCCCAGACUUCUACUCAAGUGACACGGAGGAACCAGCCAUAGCGCCGGAUCUCAAACCAGUAAGGCGCUUUGUCCCUGAUUCCUGGAAGAACUUCUUCAGGGGAAAGAAAAAGGACCCAGAAUGGGAUAAGCCAGUGUCUGAUAUCAAAUACAUCUCCAAUGGAGUGGAGUGUUCACCUCCAGCCUCACCAGCAAAACCAAACCACCGUUCGCCCCCCAACUCCUGCAAAGAUCCCUACGGAGGAGGAUCAGAAGGAACAUUUAAUUCCCAGAAAGAGACCGAUGCAAUGUUUCCCCACGACUCCUGUGGAUCUCUAGGCCGACACACACAAACAGCUCGAACGUACAGUGAGAAGGUGGAGGAGUAUAACCUGAGAUAUUCCUACAUGAAGUCCUGGGCAGGCCUGCUGAGAAUUCUGGGCGUGGUAGAGCUGCUUUUGGGGGCUGGUGUCUUCGCUUGUGUCACGGCUUACAUUCACAAGGACAGCGAGUGGUAUAACUUGUUUGGAUAUUCACAGCCCUAUGGCAUAGGAGGUGUUGGUAGCCUGGGCAGUACAUAUGGGGGUUAUUACUACAGUGGCCCCAAGACCCCAUUUGUACUCGUGGUUGCUGGUUUAGCUUGGAUCACCACCAUUAUUAUUCUGGUUCUUGGCAUGUCCAUGUAUUACCGGACUAUUCUUUUGGACUCUAAUUGGUGGCCCCUAACUGAAUUUGGAAUUAAUGUUGCCUUGUUUAUUUUGUAUAUGGCUGCAGCCAUAGUCUAUGUGAAUGAUACCAACCGAGGUGGGCUCUGCUACUAUCCAUUAUUUAAUACGCCAAUAAAUGCAGUGUUCUGCAGGGUAGAAGGAGGACAGAUAGCUGCAAUGAUCUUCCUGUUUGUCACCAUGAUAGUUUAUCUCAUUAGUGCUUUGGUUUGCCUAAAGUUAUGGAGGCACGAGGCAGCUCGGAGACAGAGAGAAUAUAUGGAACAACAGGAGAUAAAUGAGGCAUCUUUGUCAUCAAAAAGGAAAAUGUGUGAAAUGGCCACCAGUGGUGACAGACAAAGGGACCCAGAAAUUAAUUUCAAAGAAUUGAGAACAACAAAAAUGAAACCCGAACUCCUGAGUGGACACAUCCCCCCUGGCCACAUCCCUAAACCUAUCGUGAUGCCUGACUAUGUGGCAAAAUACCCUGUGAUUCACACCGAUGAUGAACGAGAACGCUAUAAAGCUGUGUUCCAAGACCAGUUUUCGGAGUACAAGGAGCUGUCUGCAGAAGUUCAGGCUGUCUUGAGGAAGCUUGACGAGCUGGAUGCGGUGAUGAGCAGGUUGCCUCAUCAUUCGGAAACCCGCCAGGAACAUGAGAGAAUUUCAAGAAUCCAUGAAGAGUUUAAGAAAAAAAAGAAUGAUCCUACAUUUCUGGAAAAAAAAGAACGCUGUGAUUAUCUCAAGAAUAAACUUUCUCACAUAAAGCAAAGAAUUCAAGAAUAUGACAAAGUAAUGAAUUGGGAUGUACAAGGUUAUUCUUAAACCUAUUUGAAACCAUUUUUUAUCGCAAACUGACUAUUUACUGCCUUUUUUAUGCUAGUCUCUGUGGUAGAAAAGCAAGUACUUCCUGAAUCAGCAUCUAGUUGGUCUAACCAGUACGCAAUGUUAAAAAGUAUGAUUUUUUUCCUUAGCUCAAUGGUUUUUCAAAAAAAAAAAAAAAAAGUGCUCGCUUC
This is a messenger RNA of Lemur catta (Ring-tailed lemur), 2495 nucleotides long. RefSeq names its product MARVEL domain containing 2 (gene MARVELD2). Gene Ontology annotation, cellular component: cytoplasmic vesicle; bicellular tight junction; apical plasma membrane. Gene Ontology annotation, biological process: bicellular tight junction assembly. The record is from RefSeq and is a predicted model, not a curated record. Bases 622 to 2304 code for a protein of 560 amino acids. The transcript is spliced from 7 exons. NCBI's taxonomy places the organism in Eukaryota, Metazoa, Chordata, Mammalia, Primates, Lemuridae.